Messenger RNA from Salmo salar (Atlantic salmon), 2901 nucleotides. The record is from RefSeq and is a predicted model, not a curated record. Lineage: Eukaryota; Metazoa; Chordata; Actinopteri; Salmoniformes; Salmonidae.
GCACCCAGGAGAUACGAACUGUAUCAAGGAUCCGUCGGUGCAUCAUCCCCCCCCUUUUUUUUUGCACAAAUGCACCUGUUACCAAAGGUUCAGGGCUCCUCCACAAGCGCAGUUCCAAAUUCAUGAAAUGUCAUUUUUUUGGCUAAAAUAAGUGGAUUUGGAUGGAGCAAAUUUCACGCGAUGAGAUAUUUCUUGAUGAUCUGAAUGGCGGUGGCAAAUAACGAGGUUAUGAAGCCUCAGGAGGGAGAGCUUGUCAGUGAAAUCUCCAAGGCUGUGGAAACACUUUUCCUUUCUGAGGACAAUGGCCACCUACACAUCCAGCUCCAGGGCCUGGUAUCAGAGCUGAAGGUGGGCUUCUCCAGUGCUCUGUAUGAGCUGAGUCAGAUCCAGCAUGGAGACAGUGAUAUCAGGGAAGAGGUGGGAGAAGCCCGGAGGAGCUGUGAGAGAAAGGCCCUGCGCAUGGAGACCCUGGUUGAAUCUCUCAGGGAUGAACUGGGAGAGAUGCGUUGCCAGAUCCUGCAUCUCUGUGGCAGCAACAGGCAGAGGUCUCCUAUACAGCAGGAGGUAAAGGUGACACAAUCAGCUCUGGCAACCCAGAGAGACAGUAAUACAGGUCUUGUGGUGAAUGGGAGGAGCCACUGUGAGUGCAGUGCCAGCAGCAGCGCAUCGUCGUCAUGGAAUCGGGGCCGAGUCCUGCUCCACUGCUACCUGCAGGGGCUCAAGGCAGGGAUGUGUGAGGGGACAGAUGCAAGGCAACAAGUGACGAUGCAACUUCUCCACUCAGAAUGGGAAUACGUGUCGACCUUAAACCAGCUCUACGACAAGUACAGAACACCUCCUGCUCUGCAGAAGGACCUGGAGCCAUAUCAGAAUUACCUGAAGUUUGUGGAGGAGUUGCUGCAGCGCCACCUUCUGUUCAGAAACACUCUGGAGCAGAGGUUGUCUGCUCACGACUGGAAAGGCCUUGUGGGAGACAUCUUCGUCCAACUCGUAGGCCACAAUGAUUCAUCUUUCUUGGACAUAUACCAUGGAUACACGACAGCGCUGGCCACGUUUCUUUCUAUAGAAUUCAACAGAAUAAUGCUCAAUGGGAAAAUACAAAACACACAGAGCUAUACGAAGGAAAGAGAGGAAGUCCAACUGUUUUCUCUGCUGUUGGCACCAGUCUCUCGAAUCCACAGUUACCUAACCCUUAUUCAGAGUCUGUUGCAGUGGACUGACAGCGAUCACCCAGACUGCAGCCUCCUCCAGGGGUCAGAGAGGGUCCUGAGGAGCAUCCUUUCCCGCUGUCACCUCAUCCUGGAGGAAGACGUCCGAUGGGGAGACGGAGGAAGAAUGGCCGGGCCCAGUGGCAGCUGCUCUGCCUGUCCCUGUGCCAAGUCGUGCGAUCGCAGAAGCCAGCUCUGCCCUGCCACGGACACACAGAAACACAGACAGGAGUCCCGUGAUGCUGCUGGGAAACGAGAAGAACAACCACUAAGCACACGUCUAUCUAACUGUGCCGCUGGCUGCCAGAGCAUGCCUGUUGCCUGUUGGCCUACCGGUACUGUACGGAAGAAGAGAUGUUACAGAGACAGGACAGGGGGGACCCUUCAGUCUCAUCUCCAUGACUCCUGUGGCCUGGCUGGACUGGUCUACGGCGGGGACAUCAGCGCCUUCCUCCAUACGGCACCCCCUGGGUGGGGGGACAGCGACUCUGGACAGGAGUCUCCUAGCCAGGCUACGGGGGUUAUGGGACAAGGACAUGGACCCCAGACCCCUGGUCCUCACAUGGUUCAGAGAAGCACUGAUGACUGUGACACGGAGGAGGACGUCGGGGACACCUCCGUGUUCGACUACUCCUCUGUCACCACCUGUAGCCCAGACGGGACCCUGAGGAGGGAGGGGGAAGCGAGUAAUACCGAGGAGGAGGAAGAGGACACAGACAGUCAGGUGCCUGUUCUGUUGAAGCCCUCGUACACACAGCAGCAGCUGAGGGAUUCACCCAGAGAACGGACGGUAUGUCUGAGGUGGCAGAUACCCAGGCUGCCAUACCCUUCUUCUCGAAGUCCUCGACACCAGGCAGGUCCAGCGGGCCCGGAGGGACAGGGUCAGGCACCAGGGCCAGCGGGACCCUAUGGGAACAGAGUCAUCAGCGUGACUAAGGGACCACCUCCUCUCCUCCCUACCAGUGUCUUCAGACCCAUCUGGGAUGAACCACCGAAACAGGAAGAUGCAGCGCCAGUAAAGGAGAAUACACCUCAAGGCUUCAGACCGGUUCAAGCCACUGAGAGGCAGACAUUUCCUAACUUCAAAAAGCUAAGGUUCCAAACCCAGCCGAGAGUUGGCCACGUCCAGGCAGGAGCCAUGGGAGGUGUUGCAGUGUGGGAUGAGAGCGAGGAGGACAGUGAGGGGCCCUGCAGCACUGUAUGAGAGAGGGAAACUGUCUGUGAGACCAACCUAGAAGUCUGCAGCACUAUUUGAGAGAUCAACCGACAAAGACUACAGCACUGUGUGAGAUAUAGACCAUCUGAAAGACUGUCUGACAGACUGACCCAGAGGACUACAGCACUGUGGGACACCAUCCGAGCAAUCAGCACAGCAACCAAAUCUCUUGCAUUCUGGCUACUUGAUUAGCAUCUAUGGUCUGUCACGAGACCAACCCAGAGGACCAACAGCACUGUGGGAGAGAAACCAGCAUUUCAGAAACCAACCCAUGAGGUCUGCAGUACUGUGUGAGAGAGAAAGAGAGAGACUUUGUACUGCGUGUGUGUGUGUGUGAGAGAGAGGUACUCUGUUCUGUGUGAGAGAGAGAAAGAGAGAGACUCUGUACUGUGUGAGAGAGAAAGAGAGACUGUACUGUGUGUGUGAUAGAGAGAAUGUGUACUGUGUGUGUGAUAGAGAGACUGUACUGUGUGUGUG